Messenger RNA from Lathyrus oleraceus (garden pea), 909 nucleotides. RefSeq lists its product as uncharacterized. Bases 235 to 726 code for a protein of 163 amino acids. NCBI's taxonomy places the organism in Eukaryota, Viridiplantae, Streptophyta, Magnoliopsida, Fabales, Fabaceae. The record is from RefSeq and is a predicted model, not a curated record. The transcript has a single exon.
UUUUUUUUUUUAAACUACAAGAAUAAAGAAAAGCUUCACAGAAAACCAUUUAUAAAAGCAAAACAAAGGCGUGUCUUUGUGGAACCACCAUUAACACCAUCGUAAGAGAAAGAAGAACAAGAAAAAAAAACAUUCACAACACACUAUAUAUUAGAGUGAGUGAUCAAAUAAAGUAUAGAAUAAUAGAAAGUGAGAAACUUUCACUCAUAAUAAGCAUUGAAUUCCAAAACCAACAUGGCAAACAGUUACUUCGCAAAAAGAAACCACAUCUUUCUUUCCGUUUCAAGUGACAGAGACUCUUCUCUAUCGUUAACAACGGAUUCAGAUUCCAUGUUUGAAUUCCAAGAAUCAGACAUUUACAAUUCCAAUCAUGAUAACUCGGCGGAGUUUGCCAAAUCUUUCCAUGGCUCUCGCUCUGUCAAGAAACCGUCUUCAUCGAAGACAAAGGAUCAUGACGUCGGAAGAACUCCGGCGUCCGUGCCAGUUAACGUCCCCGAUUGGUCGAAGAUCCUCGGGGACGAGUACACAAGUAGUUACACGAAGAGAAGUGGCAUGGAGGAUGAGGGAGAGGAUGAAGAUGAGAAUGGGUGGUUACCACCGCAUGAGUUUUUGGCGAGGAAGAGAGUGGCUUCUUUGUCAGUGCAGGAGGGUAUUGGAAGGACUCUUAAGGGAAGAGAUCUUAGUAGGCUCAGAAAUGCAAUUUGGGCAAAAACUGGCUUCCAAUGAUUUUACUGUUUUUUGUUUCUUUUGUUUUGUUCUACUGUUUAUUUCAAUGUGUGUUUCUUUGUUUUGAUUUUGUAAGUGUAACUUCUCAUGAGAUAUAUGUGUUCUGAUUUUAGUGAAAAAUAUCUCUAGGCUAAAAUACAUGUGUAUGAGAUUUUAGUUAUUAAUUCGAAACCUGUGUUUGUA